ACAUCUUCAGUUUUUCAGUGUAGUUUUUCAGUAUUACCUACUUAUUUCAAGAAUUUCAAGGCAACAGGAGAUAGGGUGUAAAAUAUAUAAUAGAUACUUGUGCAGUUAGUCACAUUUUACCAAUAUUUUAGGAGAAGUCCAAGAAUAUGGGUCCACCCCCAGUUGUAACUGGUAUUUCACCCAAAGAGGGACCACCGGGAACUAGAGUCACUAUUAGAGGAGAAUUUCUAGGAACAAGUGCAAUAGAUUUGAUUGGUUUGAAAAUAUGUGGGUGUGAUUGCUUACUCUCAGCUGAGUGGAAAAGUAAAAACAAAAUAGUUGCUCGAUCUGGUCCAUGCAAAGGGCGUGGUGACAUCAUAGUCACCACUAAGUCUGGUGGAGAAGGAACUUCUACUGUUCAAUUCCGAGGGUACCAUGAAUCCAUCGGUCCCGUAAAGGAGAGUGCAGUAUGGGUUGAGGAGUCGGUGCCUCCGUCGCUGCCGUGGGGCCGCCGGCCCAUGUCGCCCACCACCUACACGCCCCCGGACCCGUUAGGGCUCUCCACUGAGGGCGAUGACUGCAAGUUUCCUGAAGAAGAACUGCAUGAGCUGUUUCCUGAUGGGUCAGGCAAGCUCUCUGAUGAAAACUUUCAACCAGGAUGGUACCUCUUGGAACAUCACAGCAACACUUCCUAUGAAGAUUUGAAAGCUGGCAUGGUGUUCUUGCAGAGAAAGGUUGAAGGCCAAAAAGAAGGGCAACUCAGCUUCCUAAAAGCAAACACUGGAGCUGUGAUGGACCAGUUGGAUCGCCUUGUUCUGCUCAAGAACAUGUAUGAGGAGGACCAAAGGAAAAGCGGCAAGGAACCAUUGCCUAGCCUACAGGCUGCUAUUGAAGACUCGAUUACCCUCGCCGACUCCUUAUUCUCGGAGAUUCUCUCGCGCAAAGAGAACGCGGAUAAGACGCGGGAAGCACUAUCCCUGCUCACACGACACAAGUUCCUCUUUCAGCUGCCCUCCUCGAUAGACAGGAACAUACGCAAGAAAGAGUACGACUUGGUCGUCAAUGACUACACCAGGGUCAAGAACUUGUUCGGGAACACUGAGAUUCAGCUGUUCCAGAAAAUCCUUGCUGAAAUCGACAAGAAAAUAGAAGACUUAAAAGAAAAACUUCAUACCAGAAUGAAGACUAUGCCCAUAAAUGUUCAAGAACAAACCAAUUACAUAAGGUUGUUGAUAAGUCUCAACUGGGAAGGUGACGCAGCGUGGACCGCGAUCACCAGCCGCAAGGACUAUCUGAUGACGCUUAUGAAUAAAGUUAAAGACCAUUUCAAACAAAAAGAAGAGCAAGAGAAUAAUGAGAAAGGCAAGCGCAAAUCUAAAGACGGUGAAAGCGAAGGAUCAUGGAGCAACACUCGCGCGGAGUGGUGCGCUGCGGCGUGCGGCGCCCUGAGCUCGGAGCUCAACGCGCUGUGGCCGCUGGCGCGCCGCUACUUCGCCGGGGAGCUCGCCGGCCAGCCCUCGGCCACCGAGCGACACGACAGCCUCAAGGAGAUGAUAAUAGCGGCGGUGGAGUUGUUUUCGGAGCAUAUGCGGGCCUGUCUGCUGAGCGGCGGCGGGAGCGGGGCGGCGCCCGACGCGCGUCUCACGGCCAACUUGCGACACCUGAGAGAGACUUACGACUCGCUGCUCAAGCUUGACCUGCCUUCCCAGCCGCUCAGCAUUGUGGAGAAGGUGAUCUUCGACUACCGCGUGCACGGCAUGACGGUGUUCCUGACCCGCGCGCACAAGCGCGUCAAGGGGCUGGCGGAGAAAGAAACCUGGAAGAUCGAGGAGUUCUCCGAUUAUGGCGCUAUCACCAACCUUCCUCACCUACUCGAAACCUAUAUGACAGAGGCGCUGGCGUCGAUCAACAAGUGCGUGUUGACCAGCGGACGGCGCGAGGCGGCGCUGCUGAGCGCUGAACCGGCGGCGCUGGCGCAGCGACACGCGCAGAACAUACUGCUGGCCUUCGUGGCCGUGCUGCGCGAACUGGCGCUCAACCACGACGCCGACCAGGACUUCAACAACACGAGCCUGUCUGUGGCACUAGACCAGCCAUUGGAUGAAAGCCGAGCAGCGGCGGGCGCGACGGCGACGGCGGGCGGGCGCACGUGGCAGCAGCGCCUGCUCAUCGCCGGCGCCAACGCGCACUACACGCGCCGCGCCCAGCUGCCGCGCCUCGCGCAGGCCUUCGUGGACUACGGCUUCCCGAAACCAGUGCAAGCGAUACAGGCUACCAAGGACGCGCUCACCAGUCUGGAAGCGAACAUCGCAGAGACGUACCUCGAGCACAAGGGCGACCCACUAGUGGGCACCAUCGAGCCCAGCAUGUAUAUGGGCCGCCACAAGCUGGACCCUGAUGCAAUGGUUGACGACGCAAGGCCCUACGUCUACGAGAUCAUCAACAACCUCAUUGCUGUGCACGCUGAGGUGGACAGCGUCUGUGGAGCUGCGUCGUCCCGCUACGUGCGGGACAUCUGCGAGACGGUGUGCGAGGAGCUGGCGCGGCUGGCGGCGUGCGCGCCCGCGCCGCUGUCCCGCGCCGCCGCCUUCCAGGCGCGCCUCGAGUACUCGCUGCUGCAGGCCGCCGCCGCCGAGCACCUCACGCGGAAGGCCGAAAAUUAUCUGAUGGAGGCGUUGGCUGGAAUCCCGCCCUUAGAGACUGAAGAGGAUAAAAAGCGGAUGGACGAACUGAUACACGGAUUCAAAAAGAGGAUGGAACUACAGCUAGCCAGUUUGAACUGCAACAUGGAAACGGUAUAAAUUAAAACGGUUUUAAUUUAAGGCGUAAAAUGGUGCUGGCAAUCGGGAAAUUGCUUAUUUUGUAUAUUCGAUACUUUAAGUUAAAAAACUUAUUAUUAUUGUUGAAAGUAUUAUAUUUAAGAAAUCUAUUUAUAAAAAUAUACUCAAUAUAAAAUAUUUUAAAUAA
Ostrinia nubilalis (European corn borer) is the source of this 2946-nucleotide messenger RNA. It is a transcript of the gene Sec5, whose product is annotated as exocyst complex component 2. NCBI's taxonomy places the organism in Eukaryota, Metazoa, Arthropoda, Insecta, Lepidoptera, Crambidae. The transcript is spliced from 17 exons. Bases 147 to 2780 code for a protein of 877 amino acids. Gene Ontology annotation, cellular component: exocyst. Gene Ontology annotation, biological process: exocytosis; Golgi to plasma membrane transport. The record is from RefSeq and is a predicted model, not a curated record.